AUAUCUAUGUUUGUCCAUCUCUAAUUUCAGAGAUUUGUUUAUGUUUUAAUUUUUCGGCGUUUACUUGUGAAUAAAAUAACUCGCCAGGAUGUCGUACAUGCUCCCUCAUUUGCACAAUGGCUGGCAGGUGGACCAGGCAAUUCUCUCCGAGGAAGAUCGCGUGGUGGUAAUCCGAUUCGGCCACGAUUGGGACCCCGCCUGCAUGAAAAUGGACGAGGUGAUGUACAGCAUAGCGGAGAAGGUCAAGAACUUCGCGGUAAUUUAUCUAGUGGACAUUACCGAGGUGCCCGACUUCAACAAAAUGUACGAGCUGUACGAUCCCUGCACGGUGAUGUUCUUCUUCCGCAACAAGCACAUCAUGAUCGAUCUGGGCACCGGUAACAACAACAAGAUCAAUUGGCCUCUGGAGGACAAGCAGGAGAUGAUCGACAUCGUGGAGACGGUGUACCGGGGUGCCCGCAAAGGCCGUGGUCUGGUCGUCUCGCCAAAGGACUACUCCACGAAGUACAGAUACUAAAGUGGGCCACCUCUCGCAAUGUAGUUUAAUGUAUCCCAUUUAGGCGUAACAAAUUGAUAAUCCCAAAUAGAAGCGACUAUCUCUUGGCAA
Drosophila rhopaloa is the source of this 607-nucleotide messenger RNA. It is a transcript of the gene Dim1, whose product is annotated as thioredoxin-like protein 4A. Bases 89 to 517 code for a protein of 142 amino acids. The record is from RefSeq and is a predicted model, not a curated record. Gene Ontology annotation, cellular component: U5 snRNP; spliceosomal complex; U4/U6 x U5 tri-snRNP complex. Gene Ontology annotation, biological process: mRNA splicing, via spliceosome. Lineage: Eukaryota; Metazoa; Arthropoda; Insecta; Diptera; Drosophilidae. The transcript is spliced from 2 exons.